AUUAUGUUAAAAAAUUUGACUCCGGUCCAAAAAGUUCCACUGCCAGUAGGUGAAAUCGAUUCAUGCACAACCACUAUAAGAACUACUGCCUAUAAAAAGGACGAGACACGAGCACUUAAUUAACACUUACAUACACACAAACUAAACCUAUACAAAAUGGAGCGCCGCCGCCCGUUAGUGUUGAUCGUGGAGUCAGUGCGGGUGCUGAAACUCGUCAAUUUGUUUGCGGUAGAUAAUGCCGGAGGAUCGCCCACCUUCGUUCAGCUCGACAUAGCGGAGGAGACGGUGAGAGAGAACGAAGAACUGCUUAGAGAAGUCGUGGUGGUGGAUGACGUGCACUUGACGCAGGUUUUCCGCGAUAUAAACCCGACGGUUUAUAUCGUCGGAAUCACGACGGGAGAGGAGGUGAAUGAGCUCGAGAUGAUCGCAGCGGGAGCUAAUACAACGAUGGUGAACGUCGUGGAUGAGGUGAGGAUGACGGAGAUUUUGCAGAAUCUCCCGGCUCCUGCUCCGGCUCCGGGUCCGGUUUAAUUAAUGGGCGUCGUCUUACUUGUGAAGUUGCAAUAAUGCUAUAGAUAUAUAUGUGACCAAUGUAUGGUACUAUCCUUCGUGAUACAUGAUAUAUAAUAACAUUGUCUUUCGAUGAUGAA
This is a messenger RNA of Brassica napus (rape), 650 nucleotides long. RefSeq lists its product as uncharacterized. The transcript has 2 exons. Bases 157 to 531 code for a protein of 124 amino acids. Lineage: Eukaryota; Viridiplantae; Streptophyta; Magnoliopsida; Brassicales; Brassicaceae. The record is from RefSeq and is a predicted model, not a curated record.